Molecule: messenger RNA, 597 nt
Organism: Mesorhabditis spiculigera
Lineage: Eukaryota; Metazoa; Nematoda; Chromadorea; Rhabditida; Rhabditidae
Source: the annotation of a GenBank genome assembly
AUGCCGGGAAGCUUCUUCCUCAAGAAGGGCGCUGCAGCCACAAGCCAAGAUGCAGCUCCAAGACGCCACAUGAAAAAGAGAGGCAAUAGGCGCGACAAGGCCGAGUUCACGGGCCCGAAUGCCGAGCCGGUACGAGAGAGAAAGCGGCCAGCUGAAGCAGCACUUAUCACUCCUGAGCCAGUCAUCGAGCAGAAGCGCAUCAAGAAACAACGGAUCGCACACUUCAAAGAUGAAGCCGCAAGUGAGGCCCCUGUUCCGCUGAAGCCUCACAAAAAGGUCUACGAUCGAUUCCGGGAGCUCGAUGAACAGGCAGAAAGAGAAAUCGAGGAAGAGCGACGUGAGUAUGAUGGCUACAAACCUCGUAAGCGUGAAUAUGAGCAAGCAAUGGAUGAGUAUGAGCGAAUUCAAGCCGAUCGUGCCGAGGAGAGGCUGCAAAAACAACAGGAAAGAGCCCAGAGACGCGAGGCUUUGGAAAAGUACAAUACGUCGAAACGAAAAAUGAACAAAGCGUUGAAGAUGAAAAACAAGAAGGGCCAGCCGAAUUUGAACGCGCAGGUUUCGGUGUUGUUAGAAAGGAUACAGAAGAAGAUGAAAGAG